AUGCACGUGCAUUUGUAUCUGAGCCACGCACCCUCACUCUUUAAGUUAUUGUUGCAACGCUAUCUUCCGUUUAUAAACCUAUCUUCCUCACCGGUUGCCAAGUCCACUUCGCAUCCCAUCUCAUCCGUGCUCCCAUCGUCUCGCAACCCCACGGCCACCAUGGCCCCCUUCUUCUUCAUGAAGCUCCACACCGUCUUCGACGUCUCUACCGCCCUCGCCACUCUCCACCACCCCUUGCAUCAGGCCGUCGAAGCGGCCAACUCUCUUCUCUCGCACCGCCAGCACCGAGCCCUCUCCGAACUUGUCGCUCUCUACAGCUCACAUAGAUUGCAGCCCCGCCUGCAAAGCCUGGCCUGCGACCUGAGUCGUCAGACUCCAGCCUCGCUUUCAUCUGCCGACAGGACCCGCCUGGAGGAACUUCAGAAGCACUAUAGUCUCAACUUCUUCACUCCCGCCAACGCCCUCCAGAACGCUCUCGCAGUCGUCGAGUCGAGUGCGGAAGAGGAAGAGAAGGACAAAGCCGUGAGGAAGUUGCUGGAGGAGAUCGACGACUUUCGCAAGACUGCCGAGAGAGCAUGCCAAAUCGUCAAUGAUAUCAAGGAUGUGCUACGCAAGUACCUAUCCAAUGAAAGUAUUUGUGGGCCAAGCCACUCGAAGAGGAGCGUGUCAGAUUUGAACUGUGAGAUGUCAGUCGGAUCAACAAAUUUGUCGCUGGCCCCGCCUGGAAUCUUGAGAAACCGAAACGAUGGGUACUUGCAACCGCGGUUGUCGGAUGAUAGAAGUGGUGGGCGCCAUCGGAAAAAGUCAGUCUCGUUCGAAGCUGAGAAACCCAAGCCCAAGCCGAAGCCCAAGCCCAAGCCCACGAUUCAUGAAGAGGGCGGAAGGCCGAGCAAGACUCUUGAAAGUGAGCACCACCACAAGGCCAGGGCCCGCAACGAUGUAAAGCAAAAGGCCUGUAGAUCCAAUCGCCAUCAAGAGCAGCCUGAUCGGCAUGCUGAGAAGAGUGUCGAAAAGAGGGAGAGCUUGCGAAAAAGCCCCGAGUUCACUGUGUUUAUCAGUCAUUGUGGUGAGGACAAGCAAAAAAUGGCCAUCCCGCUGCAUAAGAAGUUGACAGAAUUGAGCAUUUCCAGUUUUGUGGACCACUUGUCGAUGAAGGCAGGCCGAAACGGCCAUGAAGCAAUGAAUCAUGCUAUGAACGUAGCACAGAUCGGAGUGUUCAUCGUCUCGCCUGAGUGCGUUCCGCGAGAAUGGCCUAUCAAGGAGUUGUCUUGUUUUCUCAAAAGGUUGGAAGAAGCGAAAAAGAAUAACACGAAAAAACCGAUUCUUAUACCGCUCUACUACCGGAUGAAUGUUGAGGAAUCGAAGCACAGGCUGUUCGGGAUGCCCAGCUGUCAUGGCGGAGGUACAGCCUGCCGACUUGAGGGUUUCCGCAAAAGAGUCGAACGGGGAGAGGCGUCGUAUGCGGAUGUCAGAAAGUGCUUCCAGGACCUUGCCAAAACCACUGGUAUCGAGUAUACUGCUAUCGAGAACAAGCUGGCUUCCCCCAACGCCAAUACGCCAGAAGCGCAACAAAACCGUGACAAAUUACUGAAAGACGUUGUCAAAGCCAUUGUUUCACACAUGAGCGUUUGAUAUGGCAGCAGUGCUGGUUUGCAAUGUUUUACAUCCGUCUCACUCUUUGGAAUGAUCUAGGCAACGUAAUCAGAAGAUAGUCUGGGGCGGAUGCUACUCCUUGCAAUGAGCUCUGCGGCUAAGAAUAUAUUCCGUUUGUGUCUAUACAUUGAUAGCUCAAUUCUAACCAGAGAUCAAUAAACGCAUCUUGUACUUAUCAUCUGAGAAUCUGUAAGAAUCUGUGAGGUUCGCACCCCAUAGGAUAUUUCAUAGUUUAUAAUCUUGAGUGAUUUAGGUCUGAGAGCUGCAUAAAAGAGCCCUGCCAAUAUUUUGUAGU
Molecule: messenger RNA, 1948 nt
Organism: Chondrus crispus (carragheen)
Lineage: Eukaryota; Rhodophyta; Florideophyceae; Gigartinales; Gigartinaceae
Product: TIR domain-containing protein
Exons: 2
Coding region: 1-1632 (543 amino acids)
Biological process (GO): signal transduction
Source: RefSeq, a predicted model, not a curated record